GUUAGUUAGCGGAGCAGCUCGCGGGCUGCAGACAGAGGGAUGGUCUCGCGCUCGGCGGGCAGCAGCAGGUCAUGUCCGCGCGGCUGGAGACCUGCCCGCGUGUCACCUUCAGCGGAGCGGGAUCUGCGGCGGCUCCGGUCCGAGGACCCGAGGCGAGGAUGGGCGGGGAGGCGUGUCCUCACAAACUAGGAUCCACCAAUCACCUUCGGCUUCUCCUCUACAUCCUGAUUCCCACCGUGAGCCUGCUGGCCGGCCUCCUACUGCUCGUCCUGGUCCUCACCGGUAUGUUUGGGAGCAGCCACUUAGACUCCAGCCUCCUCCACUCACCCAAACCCAUCGCAGACAGCGACCCUGGUUACCACAGCAACAGCACAAGCGACCCCGCCCCCUCCUCGUUUGCAGAUGAAAACAUCACGUAUUCGCCGCAGAACAGCAACGACAGCAUCGCCGACCGCAGCCAGAGCACACCUGCCGCCGUUUCCCCAGUGACCUCUUCUCAGGCACCGCCCACUCAGCCCUAUACAACAACUCCUGAUUGGCUGGCCUCUGUGACAUCACUGAGCACCGCCUGGCUUAGCAGCACCACCUCAGCACCAGACACAGGUAGCUGUCAGCUGAUCGUGGAGCCUCAGUGCCACAUGCUGCCCUACAAUCAGACGUGGCUGUCCUCCUCCGUCGCCGUGGUGAAGAGCUCAGAGGUCGACAUGUUGCUAAGGUUCUUCAGCUACCUCAGCAGACUCUCCUGCUACAGACACAUCAUGCUCUUUGGCUGCUCGCUGGCGCUGCCUGAGUGCAUCGCAGCUGACGGCACACACAACAGGAUGGUCGUGUUGCCUUGCGCGUCAUUCUGCGAGGCAGCGCGAGAAGGCUGUGAGCCCGUCCUGCAGAUGUUUAACGCCUCCUGGCCCGACUUCCUGCGCUGCUCACAGUUCAGCAACAGCACCUCUGCUUCGUCACCGCCAUCAUCACCUUCAUCACCUUCAUCACCUUCACCUACAGGAGUCCUCACGCCACCUGCCUGUUACACACCACGACACAUCAAAGGGAAACCCUCUGUGUGCGGCGGGAAAGACCAUUACCUGUGCGCAACGGGGAUUUGUGUCCCUCAGAAACUGGUGUGUAACGGCUACAAUGACUGUGACGACUGGAGCGACGAAACACACUGCGUGUGUGCAGAUGGAGAGUUUCGGUGUAACACUGGUCGGUGUCUCUCGCCCGCUCUGGUCUGUGAUGGUUAUGAUGACUGUGGAGACCUGAGCGAUGAACUCAACUGUGUGUGCAACGUGGCUCGGGAGCAUCGGUGUGGUGAUGGGCGUUGUGUGUCCAGAGACUGGCUGUGUGACGGAGACCACGACUGCCUGGACAAGAGUGACGAACUCAACUGCUCCUGUAAAAGCCAGGGUCUGCUGGAGUGCAGGAACAGUCAGUGCAUCCCUUCUGCGUUUCGCUGCGAUGGCGAGGACGACUGCAAAGAUGGCAGCGACGAGGACAACUGCACCACAGACCAGACUCAGGGUGGGUGCGUUCCCGGUCAGCCCAGCUGCAUCUCCACUUCCUGUCAGCCAGCCUGUACGGGCAGCAACGCCGUGUGUGACCCCCGAAACAACGGCAGCUGCACUCGGUGUGAGCCCAUCAGCCUGGAGCUGUGCAUGAACCUGCCCUACAACCUCACCAGCUUCCCCAACUACCUGGGUCACCUGUCCCAGAGAGAGAGCUCCGUGUCCUGGGAGUCCUCGCUGUUCCCCGCCCUGGUGCAGACCGGCUGCUACCAGUACCUCAUGUUCUACGCCUGCACACUGCUGGUGCCAAAGUGUGACCCGGUCAGCCUGCAGAGGGUCCCGCCCUGCAGGUCUUUGUGCCGUAAUGCAAAGGAGAAGUGUGAGUCGGUGCUGAGCAUUGUGGGACUGCAGUGGCCUGAGGACUCCGACUGUAAUCAGUUUCCAGAGGAGGGAGGAAACACGACCUGCCUGCUGCCGGAGGCCGGAGUGGACGAGUGCUCCCCGAGCCACUUCAAGUGCCGGUCGGGUCGCUGCGUGCUGGCAAGCAAACGCUGCGACGGACACCUGGACUGUGACGACCACAGCGACGAGGACAACUGCGGCUGCACUGAGCGCGCUCUGUGGGAGUGUCCCGGCAGUACGGUCUGCAUUAAAGCCAGCAUGAUCUGUGAUGGGUUCCCAGACUGCCCCCAGCUGGUGGACGAGGCCAACUGCUCGGUGUGCAGGGAUAACGAGCUGUCCUGCAACAACCAUCAGUGCGUUCAUCGGACCCUGUGGUGCGAUGGAAAGAAGCACUGCUCAGACAGCUCCGAUGAAUGGAACUGUGUGUCGCUGUCCGAUCGGUCGGGCUCUGUGCUGACGGUGUUUAAGACGGCAGCAGAGUAUCAGGUCUGUGCAGACGAGUGGAACCACGAGCUGAGCAAACUGACCUGCAACCAGCUGGGACUAGGGAUUCCCUCCUCUGUUUCCAUGGUACCCGAUCAGCCUGGCGUCCCCGGCCGUCGCCGCUGGUUACACGUCCACCCUGAGUGGCAGCAGAAGAAUGGCUCCGCCCUGCAGGCCCGGCUGGAGAAGAGAAGCCACGCGUGUCACUCCAGGAGGAGAGUUUCAGUCCUGUGUACCAGAGAAGAGUGCGGUCUGCGCCAGGCAGUGGGCAUCCACCCUCACAGGAAGAAACGGAUUCUGGGUGGCCGGGUGUCCCGGCGGGGGGCGUGGCCUUGGCAGUGCUCACUGCAGAGCGGUCAGAGCGGGCACGUCUGCGGCUGCGUCCUCAUCGCCCGGCGGUGGGCGCUGACUGUCGCUCACUGCUUCGAAGGGAGAGAGAGUGCAGAUCUGUGGAAGGUGGUGCUGGGCCUUAACAACCUGGACCACCCGGGCGGUCACAGCCAGAGCCGCGGGGUGCGCUCCAUCAUCGUACACCCGCGCUACAACCGGGCGGUGGUGGACUACGACAUCAGUAUAGUGGAGCUGGACUCUGAGGUUGAGGACACGCCCUUCGUCAGGCCGGCGUGUCUGCCUCGGCCCGGCCAGCUGCCUUUAGCCGACUCCUACUGUUACAUCACCGGCUGGGGUCACAUGGGCAACAGGAUGCCCUUCAAGCUGCAGGAGGGGGAGGUUCGGAUCAUCUCGCUGUCUCAGUGUCAGUCCUACUUCGACAUGAAGACCAUCACUCCCAGAAUGCUUUGUGCCGGUUAUGAAGCUGGAACCGUCGACUCCUGCAUGGGCGACAGCGGCGGCCCGCUGGUGUGCCAGGAGGACAGCGGGCGCUGGACGCUGUUCGGCCUGACGUCGUGGGGCAGCGUGUGCUUCAGUAAAGUGCUCGGACCCGGAGUUUAUAGCAACGUGACCCACUUCACCCCCUGGAUCCAGCAACAGAUCUACAUCCACACAUACCUGAGUGACUGACACACACACACCAAACGCUUCCUGCUCCAAGCGCUCGUUCAUUCCAGGAGGAAGUGAUGUCAUCAUCAGCCACAACACACGUUCAGUUCCUCUACCUGUGCCUAUAUCUGUACUGAUAGCCUUCAGGCGCUGCAGCAGCAGCAGCACUGUAACAAAGUAGCUAGCUAAUGAGUAGAAACGACGUCCAUUCGAUCAGUCACUAAAGUCUGAACUCUACUUUUAGGAUUUUUUUGGCUCUGCAGAGUCGAGGCCGCACAGUGGAACCACAGUGGAACCACUGCUCAGUGCUUCAUGUUGGUGUCAGCACCAAAGCCUGCAGUUCCUCUAACAUCCUCGCUGUCGGCUAGCUUUACCCCAGCUAAUCAGAGUCACUGAAAACUCCCACAGCACUCUGACAUGAAGGGUUCUUAAUGUGAAGUUUCACUUCCUGGUUAAAUAAAGUGAGUUGUUUACUUUCAGACGUCUAACCUAUGAAACAGUGAGCUCUGGUAAUCCCCUUAAACUCCAACAUGAAGCUUUCAGCAGUCGUUUCACAGCUGUUUGUUUCUCAGAUUGUUACAAAUUAUCAUUGCUUUUCUCUUCAUCCAUAAACACUAAUCUCAUGCCUCGGUCACACAGGCCUAAAGACCACUCGGUCACCACGGUAAGAUGUGUAUUCCCCGACCAGUUGGCGAGUGUUAGCUGGAGUUUAAAGGGUGAAACUGGUGCUGCACAUAAACCUCGUGUUAUUGCUUUGGUCACUAGCAUAUUGCCAUGGUUGCUCGUAGUUUGGAUGGAAGACAGCAACUUGUCUGCAAAUACUCACCAACUACUUGCAGAGUGUUAGUAAAACUUUAAAACGUCUAACACCUGGCAAGUAGUCGGUGAGUAUUUGCAGACAACCUGCUACAUGCUAGCAACCAAAGCAAAUACCAGGAAGUUGUUGGUGCAGCGCCCUCUUAUGGAGCGAGUUCACCCAGCAACCACUCUGCAGCUGGUCAGGUUUCUGACCUGUCUCUUGGUAUGUGGGAUUGAGCAGCAGUUCAGAGGAAAAACCCAGCUGUGUGAUGUUCAUAUGCACACACACUCUGAAGAAACUACUGGAGCUAAAACUUUUAAUUAGCAUAAAGACAGAAAAACUCCAUCUCAGUCAUUUUAUGAGCUACUCUCCUGGAAAUACUCCUCAAAGUGACCUGAGAGAAAGUUUCACACUCUGAUGUGAUUAUUAAUUAUCCUGUUUUAUUUAAAAGGUUUAUUGAUCACCAGGCUGAGCAGAUGCUUAAAGUAAAAUCAAUUUUUCUGCUCUUUGAUCUUUAUGAGGCCAUGGAGAGCCCCACCCACCUGCUCUAAAGUGGGAGGAGCUAAAACAGGUUGUUACUGACAGAUGAUGACCUGAAGGGCUGCACCAAUGCUCGUUAUAAAUAGGGAUUAUUAUAAACUGUGGCUCAUGCUAAGCUGCUCUAGUCCAGGAGUGAAAAUAUGGAGCUGGAAUGAGCAGAAUAGGUAAACUUUAAAGAACGACCUGACUCAUCAUAUCCUGCUUUUUAGAUUAUUUUAAUAAGAGCAGUCCAUGAUUAGUGGCUGUUGCAGCUGUGGUGGAGAGAACUGAGGACUGUUUCCCGGAGAGUAGCUGUGAGAUUUAAAAAGCAUUACCGAACAUUAUCACAUCGAUAUUCAGGCGAUAAGCACUGAAGCUGCUAAAACAGACCAGCCGAGCACUCAGUUUCCCACAAUGCUUCACUCUAUAGUGCCUAGCAGUUAAAAAACAAAAAGAAAAAAACAACUUUGUUACCUGUACAAUGUCGUACUGUACGUGUGUGUCUGCGUGUAAGCUGAUGUGUGCGCGUGCUUCAAACCACACCGGCAACUUAUCUCGGGCAACUUUGAUGGCCAACAUGUAACACUUUGUUCUCACAGCUGUUCGAGCCCCCCCGCAGCGUUCUGUAUGAUAGUAAUGAAAUUAAAACAAGCUUUAUUUUUGUAUAUAACCCACUAAGAUGUAGUUACAAGCUGUGUUUAUUCAUGUUUGUUUACCAUGAUGAAAAAUGUCUUCAAAGGUGACGUCUCUGGUUACAGAUAUAUCAGUGACGUUAAUAACAUGCUUAUUAUAAAUGAUGAAUUAGGGGACUUAAAGUCUUACCCAGUUUUCCUCUAAAAGCAACCUAAAUGUUAAAGCGCAGAAAAAGCUAAUAUUUAAACUGCCUACGAAGCAUAACUGUAAUGUAAUGCUAAUGUUUCCACAUUAGCAUGAACUCAAAUGUUAGCAUCAGACAGCUUUUUCUCAUUUACAGGACGGAGUGUAGUUAAAGCUAGCAGACUAACACAAACGAUUAACUGCCAGAUUAGCGCCAGCUAGAAUACGAAGCACAAAUGUAGCACAGCGUAGAGCGUUCAGUGGUGUGUUUUCAUAGCGUUAGCACUGAGCUACGUUAGCUUCUGCUGUCUAUUUACAAGCCGUUUAGGUCCAACUGUUCAACUGUAGCAGUUUUCUCAUUGUAGCUAAACUAGAAGCAUAAAAAUAUUAAAGGUUCACACAUUAAAACUUAUAACAGACACUUUGUUUGCAGUUUACACGUUUUUACAGACGAGUCUUUAAAUAUGGCGGCCUUGGGGGACAACACUUUUUUUUGUUUUUUGUUGCAGUACUGCGAGUGCCCACCGGGGUUUUGUUCACCUCUAAUUAUGUGCAUGGUUCAUGCUUUAAGCUAACACUGAACUCACACAGUUAUUAAUUUUGUACUGAGCCUGGCAGGUGUGAUCAUAACAUAUGUAAUAAUCUUUACACAGACAGCAAAACAGCGUCCAUGCCACCAAAUAUAAUCCAAACUCAGGCCUCAGUCACACAGACCUAGAGACCGGUUGGUGACCGCCUGACACCCUGUGGUCACAAAGGAAAAAUGUGUGUUCCUCGACCGGUCAGCGAGUGGUUGCUGGCUGUCGGCAGGUGAAAUCAGUCACUAAGAAGCUGCUCCACCACAAAGCUCCUUGUGAUCGCUUUAGUCAUGAGCAGAUUGUGGUGGCCAUCCAUAGUUUGCAUAUAAGCGGUGGUUGCCAACCAGUCUCUAGGCUGGUGUGGCUGCAGUGUUAGGCUGCUGGGAGAGCACCGGGUGGAGCAUGCAGUGAUUUCUGUUUCCCUCUGACAGUCACAAAGCAGUGACAGCCAGCUUUGUUUCAGAGUUUGUUAAACCUGAGAUAGGAACAGUCUGGAUUCAGACAGGGAAAGCUCGUCCCCGGGUAUUUGUUAAAACAAAUGUGGAACUGUUCCAUCCUUCAUGAUUAAUUUCUCUUCUCAACCUUUCUUGUUGUCCUGUUAACCCGGUGGAAGAGUUGCCCAACAGAUUGCCCCGUUGACCUUCCGUGCUGAGGUCUAACUCACAUCCUGAACAUUCCAAGUUGCUGCUGAUGUUGUUUUGUGUGUUUGGUUUUUUAAGAGUAUUUUUCUACAGCUUUUGUAUGUCAUGCUUCCUACACAGGGCUGUUGGUGUGUGUUUGUGUGUGUGUGUGGGGUCACAGUCACGUGUAUGACUGCGUGUUUGUUUCUUCCUGAUUUAGCUCUUAUGACUUUGUUGUCACGAUGAUGAUGAGUAAUGUUUGAGUAUAUAGAUUUAAAUGCUUCAUGGACACACUGUAGCCUCUGAUGUUUUGUGUAAACAGUGAAUAUUUGGUUUAUAUCAUCUUGUAUCACACCAAUAAACUUA
Messenger RNA from Archocentrus centrarchus (flier cichlid), 7081 nucleotides. It is a transcript of the gene corin, whose product is annotated as corin, serine peptidase. Gene Ontology annotation, molecular function: serine-type endopeptidase activity; protein binding. NCBI's taxonomy places the organism in Eukaryota, Metazoa, Chordata, Actinopteri, Cichliformes, Cichlidae. Gene Ontology annotation, biological process: proteolysis. Gene Ontology annotation, cellular component: membrane. The record is from RefSeq and is a predicted model, not a curated record. The coding region runs from base 72 to 3404 and encodes 1110 amino acids. The transcript is spliced from 24 exons.